CAUAAGGAUCAACAAUGCUGCAGACAUCUCUGUUAUUGUUCUCUACUUUUUGAUAGUUCUGGCAGUGGGACUAUGGGCUAUGUACUCCACCAACCGAGGCACAGUGGGUGGAUUUUUCCUGGCUGGACGGAGCAUGGUGUGGUGGCCGAUUGGUGCAUCUCUGUUUGCCAGCAACAUUGGCAGUGGGCACUUUGUGGGAAUAGCAGGAACAGCAGCAGCAGGAGGAAUUGCCAUUGGAGGAUAUGAGUGGAAUGCUCUGAUAUUUGUGGUGAUUCUGGGAUGGAUCUUUGUACCCAUCUACAUCAAGGCUGGGGUGGUGACAAUGCCAGAGUACCUGAGGAAACGUUUCGGUGGGAAACGGAUCCAGGUCUACCUGUCAGUGCUGUCCCUCAUCAUUUAUGUUUUCACAAAGAUCUCAGCUGACAUCUUCUCUGGAGCUGUAUUUAUCCAGCUGGCCAUAGGGCUGAAUCUUUAUUUGGCCAUAAUCAUCCUGCUUGCUAUUACUGCUCUUUACACCAUCACAGGUGGCCUUGCAGCUGUGAUUUACACAGACACCCUACAAACAUUCAUCAUGGUGUUGGGAUCCUUUAUUCUCAUGGGAUUUGCAUUUGCUGAGGUGGGAGGCUACGAGGCUUUCAUGCAGAAGUACAUGGCAGCCAUUCCCUCCAACGUGUCCUACGGGGGCACCGAGGUGGAUCCCGCCUGCUACACGCCCCGCAGCGACGCCUUCCACAUCUUCAGGGACCCCAUCAGUGGGGACCUGCCCUGGCCAGGGCUCAUCUUUGGCCUCAGCAUCCUUGCCAUGUGGUACUGGUGCACUGACCAGGUUAUUGUGCAAAGAUGUCUCUCUGGCAAGAACAUGUCCCAUGUGAAGGCUGGCUGCAUCGUGUGUGGGUACCUCAAACUCUUGCCCAUGUUCAUCAUAGUGAUGCCUGGAAUGAUCAGCCGGAUUUUGUACACAGAUGUGGUGGCUUGUGUGGUGCCUGAAGUCUGCCAGCGCUACUGUGGCACCUCAGUGGGCUGUACAAACAUUGCUUACCCAAAACUGGUAGUGGAGCUUAUGCCAAAUGGUCUGCGGGGUCUGAUGCUGUCGGUCAUGCUGGCCUCCCUCAUGAGCUCCCUGACAUCCAUUUUUAACAGCGCCAGUACUUUGUUCACCAUGGACAUUUACACCAAAAUCCGGACGCGGCCAUCUGAGAAGGAGCUGAUGCUGGCGGGCAGGGCAUUUAUGUUACUCUUAAUUGGCAUCAGCAUUGCCUGGGUUCCUGUGGUGCAGUCAGCUCAGAGUGGGCAGCUCUUUGAUUAUAUUCAGUCUAUUACCAGCUACCUGGGCCCUCCCAUUGCUGCUGUUUUCCUCCUUGGUAUCUUCUGCAAGCGUGUCAAUGAGCAGGGUGCCUUCUGGGGCCUGAUCAUUGGGCUGCUGGCUGGACUUGGCAGGAUGAUUUCAGAGUUUGCCUAUGGAACUGGCAGCUGUGUGGCCCCUUCCAACUGCCCCUUCAUCAUCUGUGGCAUUCACUACCUUUACUUUGCACUGAUCCUCUUUGGGGUUUCUGCCAUCGUCAUCCUGGCAGUCUCCUUCAUGACCAAGCCCAUUCCUGAUGUACAUCUCUACCGCCUGUGCUGGGCCUUGAGGCACAGCAAGGAAGAACGGAUUGAUCUUGAUGCAGAUGAGGAGCAGGACAGAGCUGAUGAAAAAGAUGAUGAAUCAGGUAACUUUAAUGAGGAAAACCAGGAGGACCCAGGAUGCUGUAGGAAAGCUUACAACUGGUUCUGUGGCUUGGACCAACAGAAGGCCCCCAAACUGAGCAAGGAGGAAGAAGAGGCACUGAAGAAGAAACUCACAGACACCAGUGAAGUGCCACUGUGGAGAAACAUUGUGAACAUCAAUGGCAUCAUCCUCUUGACUGUGGCUGUGUUUUGCCAUGCCUACUUUGCAUAACCCCUGAUCACAGUCCUGAAAUUGUACUGCAUUGUUCAAGCAAAAAUGAUGGUUUGUAGAUUUAUACAAUUAGAUACACAUUGUAUUUGCAUCAUCUACAUCUGUAAAACAUCAGAGUGAUUUACUCACUGAUUUUGUGAUCAUAAUUUCAACAAUUUAAAGAUGAAGGCCACUGGGAUUUCAAGAGAGAAUUUCUAUUUAGGCAUUGAACCAAUCCAGGGCUGAGGUUCAGAAUUUCCAUCCAAUAUUCUCUCUGCUCAUGAUACAUUUCAUAUUUUAGGUUCAGAACAAGGCUGC
This is a messenger RNA of Melospiza georgiana, 2236 nucleotides long. RefSeq names its product solute carrier family 5 member 1 (gene SLC5A1). Lineage: Eukaryota; Metazoa; Chordata; Aves; Passeriformes; Passerellidae. Gene Ontology annotation, molecular function: D-glucose:sodium symporter activity. Gene Ontology annotation, cellular component: plasma membrane. The record is from RefSeq and is a predicted model, not a curated record. Gene Ontology annotation, biological process: transmembrane transport; sodium ion transport. The coding region runs from base 80 to 1939 and encodes 619 amino acids. The transcript has 15 exons.